This is a messenger RNA of Racocetra fulgida, 353 nucleotides long. Lineage: Eukaryota; Fungi; Glomeromycota; Glomeromycetes; Diversisporales; Gigasporaceae. The record is from the annotation of a GenBank genome assembly.
AUGGAAAUCUUUUCUGAAGAAGAAAUUGAAUUCGAUAUCGAACAAAUAUCCAACCCUAAUGAAAAUAUUAUAGAAAUCGUUGAUGACAUUGAAGAAAUUGAAGAUAUUGGAGAAACUGAAAAUAUUGAAGAAACCAUUGCUUAUUUUACAACACAUCUAGCUGUUAAAGCUGACAAUAUAUAUUACUCUACUGUUUCGGUUGAAUAUCCUUCAACUAGCCCGCAAAAUGACAAAGGACCCUCGAGUUUUGCUACUAUAUAUAAUGUGCUUAAUCUUGAAGAUUAUAAUAAUGGUAGUAAUCAAGUACUAAAUACGGCUCAAAUUCAAGAAGAUCUAAAAAAAAAGCACAUACU